This is a messenger RNA of Sorex fumeus (smoky shrew), 2320 nucleotides long. It is a transcript of the gene DCAF17, whose product is annotated as DDB1 and CUL4 associated factor 17. The record is from RefSeq and is a predicted model, not a curated record. NCBI's taxonomy places the organism in Eukaryota, Metazoa, Chordata, Mammalia, Eulipotyphla, Soricidae. Gene Ontology annotation, biological process: protein ubiquitination. Bases 60 to 1631 code for a protein of 523 amino acids. The transcript has 14 exons. Gene Ontology annotation, cellular component: Cul4-RING E3 ubiquitin ligase complex.
ACCCCCCGCGAGAGUGAGGGGCGCACCCCCUCUUUGCCUCCACCAACCCCACUCCCUCCAUGGGCCCAAUCCGGAAGCCCAACGUGUGCCACCGGCUGCAUCGGCGGGCGCUGGGCUUCUUCUCGCGCGACGCAGGCGUGGUGCAGAGGACGAACCUGGGCAUCCUGCGCUCGCUGGUGUGCCAGGAAAGUACUAAAUUUAAGAAUGUUUGGACAACUCAUUCCAAAUCACCUAUAGCCUAUGAAAGAGGAAGAAUAUAUUUUGACAAUUAUCGGUGCUGUGUCAGCAGUGUUGCAUCAGAGCCAAGAAAACUUUAUGAAAUGCCAAAAUGUUCCAGUUCAGAAAAAAUAGAGGAUGCUUUAUUAUGGGAAUGUCCAGUGGGGGAUAUGCUGCCUAAUCCAUCAGAUUAUAAAUCCUCACUCAUAGCACUGACUGCCCACAAUUGGCUGCUUCGUAUAUCAACAACCACUGGAAAAGUCCUUGAAAAAAUAUAUCUUGCUUCAUAUUGCAAAUUCAGGUACUUGAGCUGGGAUACUCCUCAAGAAGUUGUUGCAGUCAAAUCAGCGCAGAACAAAAACUCAACUCUGGCCCGACAGGCAGGAAUUCAGCAGCCGGUUUUGCUGUACCUUGCAGUGUUUCGUGUUCUUCCUUUUUCACUCAUAGGGAUUCUGGAGAUCAACAAAAAAAUUUUUGGGAAUGUGACAGAUGCUUCCUUGUCUCAUGGAAUACUGAUCGUGAUGUACAGCUCGGGACUGGUCAGACUCUAUAGCUUCCAAGUCAUCAUGGAACAGUUCAUGCAACAGAAACUUGACUUAGGGUGUGCAUGCGGAUGGGGUGGGACUACUGGAACUGUAGGAGAGGCUCCUUUUGGCAUUCCUUGUAAUAUUAAAAUCACAGAUACGCCACCCCUCCUCUUUGAGGUGUCCUCCCUGGAGAACGCUUUUCAGAUCGGAGGACACCCCUGGCACUAUAUCAUCACGCCUAAUAAGAAGAAACAGAAAGGAGUUUUUCAUAUCUGUGCCCUAAAAGACAAUACCUUGGCAAAAAAUGGAAUUCAAGAAAUGGACUGUUGCUCUCUAGAAUCUGACUGGAUCUAUUUCCAUCCGGAUGCGUCUGGUAGAAUAAUUCAUGUUGGCCCAAAUCAGGUCAAAGUUUUAAAGCUAAAUGAAGUGGAAAAUAAUAGUGGCCAGCAUCAAGUCUCUGAAGAUUUUGUCAUUUUGGCCAACAGGGAGAAUAACAAAAGUGAAAACUUAGUCACUGUUACAUCUUCUGGACGGGUGGUAAAAAGGAAUUUUAACCUUCUUGAUGAUGACCCUGAACAAGAGACUUUCAAAAUCGUGGACUAUGAAGAUGAGUUGGAUUUGCUUUCUGUGGUGGCUGUUACUCAGAUAGAUACUGAAGGGAAAGCUCAUCUGGAUUUCCACUGUAAUGAAUAUGGAACUUUACUUAAAAGCAUUCCACUAGUAGAGUCAUGGGAUGUGACAUAUAGCCAUGAAGUAUAUUUUGACAGAGACUUGGUGCUACACAUAGAACAGAAACCCAGCAGAGUCUUCAGCUGCUAUGUCUACCAGAUGGUAUGUGACCCUGGGGAAGAAGAAGAAACCACAAACAGAAGCUGUGACAAAAAAUGAGAUUUUCACUAAUUUUAAAAUUUUCAGAUGUAGUUCAGAAGACUUUCAGCCAAACACCUUGGCAAUUUUGUCGUGUUGUCUUUUUUUACCCUCUGCAUAUUAAAUUCUCCAAUAUUUUCCAGUAGAGGUAUUGCGUUGGCUCCAAAUGACUGUGACUUCUUUUCUUAGACUCUAGUCAGAGAAGGUUGUGACAAAAGAAGUCUUUGAUUCCAGAACUUUUAGCCAGUUGGCAGUGCAAAUCUAAAAUUUGCAAAUCUGGGGAGAAGAAAAGUAAGAACCAGUUAAUUCCAGUUGCUGGAGAGAGAAAUAUUGAUGAGAAGGUGUUCAGCCUGGUUCUUAAAAUAUGGUCUGGAGUAUUGAUUGCCAAGACCAAAAAAAGUAGAAAGAAAAAUACUGAAUUUUUGUUCAUGGAUAUAAAAUGUUAUCUCUAAUGUGAAAGCUUGAAAGGUUUUUAAGAAAAAUUAUAUUUGUAUAUAUGUGUUGUUUUGGUGUAUAUUAUCAGUAAUUGACUUUUGUUCUUUUUAUUUUUUAAACCAUGUUUUUAUUAUUAUUACAAUAUCAUGAUUUGCAAAGUUAUUCACAGUACUGUUGUUCCAGGCAUGCAGUGUUCCAACACUAAUUCCACUACAGUGUGACCUUUCCUCCACCAGUGUUCCUAAUUUCCCUCCCACCCCCAAGCCUCCACCCUU